AUGUUGCAACCGUUUGAUUGUGACAGUGCUGAGAAGAACAAGCACAAAUUCAUGAUUCAGUCUAUGAUUUUGGAUGGAGAUGGCACCGCUAACUUAGAGCAGAUCUGGAAAGAUGCUCCUUCUGAGAAGAUAACGGACACUCGUUUGAAAUGUGUCCUAAGGCUUCCAGACGAGCUUUUGAGUAUUAAACCUACCGAAUUAGUCUUUGAAAUGGACCCUCACGAGACCGCUACUUGUAUGGUCACGGCGCAUAAUACAUCACCCAAAAGUGUUUGCUUCAAAGUCAAAACAAAUGCUCCGAAACGGUACAUUGUCUAUCCGAACGAGGGAAUAAUUCAGCCUGAGGAGACCAAGCCAAUUAAAGGUACUUAUCGAUUACUAUCGACAUGCUUCAGUUUCCACUGCUCCAAACGCUGA
Messenger RNA from Dibothriocephalus latus, 417 nucleotides. The record is from the annotation of a GenBank genome assembly. Lineage: Eukaryota; Metazoa; Platyhelminthes; Cestoda; Diphyllobothriidea; Diphyllobothriidae.